Glycine soja is the source of this 578-nucleotide messenger RNA. Its product is annotated as peamaclein-like. The record is from RefSeq and is a predicted model, not a curated record. The transcript is spliced from 2 exons. Lineage: Eukaryota; Viridiplantae; Streptophyta; Magnoliopsida; Fabales; Fabaceae. The coding region runs from base 126 to 398 and encodes 90 amino acids.
UCACUCACUAGUGAUCCCCAAUUUAAUUUUGAAGGUUCAUCACUAUAAAUACAUGCUCUUGCUAAUACCAUAGCAAGCCUCUUGAGACACACCUACUACAGUUGCUAAAGUCCUUGCUUGCAACAAUGAAGCUUGUCUUUGGCACCCUAAUAUUAUGUUCUCUUCUUCUAAGCUUCUCUUUCUUGGAGCCAGUCAUAGCCUAUGAAGACUCAUCUUAUUGCAGCAACAAGUGUGCGGACAGAUGCUCAUCGGCAGGGGUUAAGGAUAGGUGUGUGAAGUACUGUGGAAUAUGCUGUGCUGAGUGCAAAUGUGUUCCUUCUGGGACCUAUGGGAACAAGCACGAGUGUCCUUGCUACAGGGACAAGCUCAACAAGAAGGGCAAGCCCAAAUGCCCUUGAACUUCAACUCAAAGACCAAGUCGAAUAGAGACUUAAGAGUAGUAGUUUUUGCAUGUGGUUGUAUUCUUGUUUUCAAUGUCUGUUGGGUAUGUUAGAUCUGAACAGGAAUAAAUUACACAUCCUCUCUGUCUCAGUUUCGACUUUUUGACCUGUUCAUCAACCUAUAAACAUUUUUUUUUA